AUUUCGAGGCAACUUUCACAAUGCUAGAGGGAAGAAUACGAAGCUGUAAUGGUGGAAGUGCAAAGACGUGAAUAGUUCAAUACGACCGUUAAAAUUAAAUUUAUGCGACAGUUUCUUAUUCCCCCUUAUAUUUGCGUUUCGUUUUAUUGAGAAUAUUUCAAAUAAACCAUGACGCGAAUUAGUGAAAAAAAAUGAUGAUAUAUUAUAUAUAUUUAACGGGUUUCCUUGUCAAGAGCACUGCCAUAAUUUAAGUUAAAAUACAUUAUGUCGUAUCCUGGACAACCUCCCAUGGGGAUACCAGGCAUGCCUCCUAUGCCAUAUAUGGUUGGUGCACCACCACCAAUUAUUGGUGGAGUAAUGCCUAUGGCCCAUAUGAUUCCAACACCCGUAUCUGCGAUGCAGACCUCAGCACCAGCCGUACGUUAUGCACGCAAUCAAAACCGACACGAUAACAAUCGCCGUCGUGAGAGGGAAUCUGGACCACCAGUUACUGUCUUUAUUGGGAAUAUAAUGGACAGAGCACCCGAUGUUAUGAUACGACAAAUAUUGGGCGCAUGUGGCCAUGUUCUUUCAUGGAAAAGGGUACAAGCUUUUGGAUUUUGUGAAUAUGCUGGUCCUGAUGCAGGAUUAAGAGCAGUAAGAUUGUUACAUGAUAUGACAAUAGGCACAAAAAAACUUGUCGUUAAAGUGGAUGCUAAAGCUAAAGUGGUACUUGAUCAAUUUAAAGCAGAGAGACGGAAGAAACUUAGAGGAGGUCAAUCCCCAUUACAAGAUGAAACACCUACUGAAGGUACAGAGGGAGAGGAAGGCGAGGAUUACAUGGACGAAGGAAUGAGAGUUGUAGAUGCUGAUGCAUUAACACGUAUUAAUCAAAUAAUUACGGAGCAUGCCACUGAUUUAGAAAUGGCGCAAGUUGCCCCAGAGGAGCAUCAAACUAAAAUGGUCGCCAAGUCCUUAAAUUUGGAUGAUGCCGAGAUCGAAGAAAGUAAGAGAGACUUGAUAACUCGCGAAAUUGGAAAAUUCCGGGAAGUUAUGAAGAAGCAGGAAGAGGAGAAGGCCCAAGUUAAAAGGAAAAAAGAAGCCGUAGAAAAGGAGGAACGAGAGAAACGUGAAAAAGAACGUAGAGAUAGGAGAGACGACGAUGGAGCUAGCAAGGAUGAUCAAGAAGGCGAACCUGGUAGUAGUCCUAUAUCUCAUAAAGGACGAAGUAGUAGUACAGGUAGCAGUAGAAGGGAUAAACGUCGUUCUAAGUCGAGGUCUAAAGAACGUGAAAGGGAUCGACAAAGGAACGAAAGAGAUAGGGACAGAGAUAGGGAUCGCGAAAGAGACCGUGAAAGGGAUCGUGAGAGGGAUCGCGAUCGUGAAAGAGAAAGAGAGAGAGAAAGGGAAAGAGAUAGGGAAAGGGAAAGAGACAGGGAAAGAGAAAGAGAAAGGGAAAGGGAAGAAGCAAGAAAAACUGAAAGAGAAAUAAUGAGAGAAAGGGAGGAAGAGGAGGAAGCUAAGGAAAGGAAGAAAAAUGAAAGGAGAGCUCGUGAAAAAGAAGCAGCUUAUCAGGAACGUUUGAGAGCAUGGGAGACACGAGAACGUCGUAAACAAAAGGAAUACGAAAAGGAAGCUGAGAAACGUCGGGGUAAGAAAGAUGCGAGAGAACGCGAGGCCAAACGAUUAAAGGAAUUCUUAGAGGAUUAUGACGAUGAUCGUGACGAUGCCAAAUAUUACAAAGGGAAAGAAUUGUCACGACGUUUGGAGGAACGUGCUUUGGAAGCAGAAGCUGAUUCUAAAGAUCGGUGCGCCGAGAGACAGGAAUUGCAACGACUUCGUGAUAAACUUUAUGCUGACGCUUCGCAUCCUGAUCCUGCUGCUGAAUUUGAAAGGCUUAAAGCGGAGAGAGAGGAACAAUAUAAACCUAAACCAGUGAUAACAAUAAUUGACGAGGAAGACGAGAAGGUUGUGAAAAAAGAGAAGGAAGUAAUGCCGCCCAUUGAAACCGAGCCAAUUGAAAGCGAUAGCGACGAUGGUGUCCAAUUCGAUGAUGCUUCUCAACCAGAAAUACCUUCGAGAACUCCACCUCGUCAUCAUCAUCAUCAUCGUCGACAUCAUCGCCACCAUCAGAAUCAUCAUCGCGACGGAGAAGAAAAUGAAGAAAUUAUUGUUGAACCUGAUCAAGAGAGUCAAAAAGAUAUUAGGGCAUCACCCAUGCAUCAAUCGGUUGGAACACCUGCUCAAUCAAUUCCACCAUCGUUGGACGAGGACUCGCGUAUGUCCCUUGUCAGUGAGCCGGAAAAAACAAGCGGCAGUAAUUUUGUUCCUUUCGCUAUGGGAAGUGGUGGCACUCGAGGAGAACAUAAUGUUGGUAAUAAAACACCAGCUAGUCCUGGUACAACAGUAAUUACAAAUACUCAACAGACUAAUCAAACUAGGAAAAAAGGACGCAUAGAUGUGAAGGAUGUUUUUAAUAAUGACGAUGAUGACGAUGGUACUAAUAAUGCAAAGAAACGGAAAUUAGUUCCUUUAGAUUAUGGCGAUGAGAAAAAGAAGAAGGCAAACGAGGAGACUACUCCAAAGCCUGGCAAAGAAGAAAAUACAAAGAGCCAAGAAGAAAAACGAAAACACAUUAAAUCUCUUAUCGAUAAAAUUCCUACUGAUAAGAAUGCCCUAUUUGGAUAUCAACUUGAUUGGGCGGUUAUAGAUAAUACAUUAAUGGAAAAAAGAAUAAGACCGUGGAUUAAUAAAAAAAUCAUUGAAUACAUUGGAGAACCGGAACCCACGUUGGUUGAUUUUAUAUGCAGCAAAGUUAUGGCUGGUAGUUCUCCGCAAGGUAUACUCGACGACGUACAAAUGGUAUUAGACGAAGAAGCGGAAGUGUUUGUAGUUAAAAUGUGGAGGUUAUUAAUUUACGAAGUGGAAGCGAAAAAGAUGGGUUUAGUUAAAUAAAUGUAACAUCUACAACAUUAAUCGAUUUACAAUUUAUACUAUACAUAAAAAAGAAAAGAAAAAGAAACAAAGAAAGAAAGAAAGAAAGAAAGAAAAAAAAAUAAUGAGAACUUUGGUUACAGUAUAAUCCGUAGGCCGCGAAUCCUAUCAAUGCACUUUUAUAAGAAA
Polistes canadensis is the source of this 3102-nucleotide messenger RNA. RefSeq names its product RNA-binding protein 25. Gene Ontology annotation, molecular function: mRNA binding. NCBI's taxonomy places the organism in Eukaryota, Metazoa, Arthropoda, Insecta, Hymenoptera, Vespidae. The coding region runs from base 265 to 2934 and encodes 889 amino acids. Gene Ontology annotation, cellular component: spliceosomal complex. The record is from RefSeq and is a predicted model, not a curated record. Gene Ontology annotation, biological process: mRNA processing; regulation of alternative mRNA splicing, via spliceosome. The transcript has 12 exons.